Molecule: messenger RNA, 1734 nt
Organism: Rhineura floridana
Lineage: Eukaryota; Metazoa; Chordata; Lepidosauria; Squamata; Rhineuridae
Product: E3 ubiquitin-protein ligase Topors-like
Exons: 1
Coding region: 1-1734 (577 amino acids)
Biological process (GO): protein monoubiquitination; protein polyubiquitination
Molecular function (GO): metal ion binding; ubiquitin protein ligase activity
Source: RefSeq, a predicted model, not a curated record
AUGGCAUCAUCCAAUGAAGAGCUUAAUUCUGAUAACAGCUUUUCAUCCGUGCCUGGCUCAGGAAAUGAGAACAUUGCCCUAGCAACAGAUGGACCUUCUGACUCAAGGUGCCCUAUCUGCUUGGAAAGAAUAACGAAUGUUGCCUUCUUAAACCCCUGCUUUCAUAGAUUCUGUUUUGUUUGCAUCCUAGAGUGGUCAGAAAGGAAAGCAGAAUGUCCACUCUGUAAGCAGCAUUUUAACUCUUUCUUUCACACCAUAAGAUCUGACACUGAUUUUGAAGAGUACAUUAUUCCCUUUGAAAAUGCAUCCUUUGGCCUGUGUGGACAGAGGUCAGCAAUUGCUCAACUAUCCGAGUCACUGCCAGACAAUGGGAUCUUGUAUGAAGGAUUCUCUGAUGAUAGGAUGAGAACACUUGAUGAACUGAUGAGACAGCUUGGGAUAAGGAGGUCAUCUCACCCAGGAGGUAUAACCCUUGGGCAAAUUCGAGAGCAGGUUACAAUUAAGUUCAGGAGGGACCUUUAUCGAUCUGGAGUGCGUGUCAGGAAUGUCCAAAGUGGAGGCUUUUAUAGAGAUAUAUCAGCAGAUUUUUUCCACAGGAACCCUGUCCGUCUUAACAGGUUGGUUCCCUGGUUGAAACGUGAGCUGAGAGUGCUAUGUGGUACACAUGCAUCCUUGAUCAACAACAUACAGCAUAUCAUUUUGAAUAACAUUACCAUCUAUGAUAUGGACAGCCAAGCUUUUGCUGACAUUAUGCAGCCUCAUUUACUCCAUUACACCAAUCAUUUCUUGCAUGAAUUCAUCAGUUUUGCCUGCUCCCCUUUCAAUAUUAAGAUUUAUGACUGGCGAGCCAGUUAUGACAUUCCUUUUCCUAUACAUGAUGAUGUGUUCCUGUCCUAUUCAUCAUUUACUACAUCAUCUUCAGAAGAAGAAGAAGAGGAGGAGGAAACGGAAGAGACUGAUGAGAAUGAGGGAGAAGAUAGAGAAUCAAUGACAAGUAAUGAGGAAAGAACUUGGGAUGACGAAAUAGGAGGAGCAACCAGUUCCAGUUCAGAUCAGACUCUGGAUGAGUUUUUUCUUCCUUUUGGAUCUUCAGAUGGGGCACUCGUAAGAAGUGAAGACAAUAUGCAUGUAUUUUUCCAAGCUGAUGCACAUUUAAGUCCACACAACAGACAUUGCCCAUUAUACAAAUGUGUCCACAAUGAGAUAGAAGAGAGUACACCGAUGCUGUGCGAGUCCAUCCCCAAUAGUAUGGAGAGUGCACAACACAAUGUAGAUGAUGAUGAAGAAGAAGAGAUGGUAAAUGAGCAGAAGGCCUUAAGGAGUCAUAGCUUUACUGGUAGCAUUCAUAGUGCAAGUACAGCUAUCUCUGAUGUUGGCCAGAUUGCUAGCAGUAAUCGAAUGUUUGAUGCUUUGCAGGUUCCAUCUCAAGAGCAAGAGACAGAUAGCUUGGAUCAGACACCAUCACAACGAAAGGACAUAGUUAGUACCAAGCUGAUCCAUCACAAAGGAGAGGAGAUCAUUGUCAUUGAGGUGCUUCAGCCCCAAACAGAAGACAUUUUGGUUAUUGAACACAUAGAGCUGAAAACAAGAGAAAUGGAUGACACUGGUCAAAUGCCAUGGCAAGGUGAACAAACGGCCAACUCUAUGGGACUGCAAUCUACUGCAGAAGAUGCCCCAAGCAGUUCUGGUACCAAGUGGGAUGGUGGAUGUUUUUCAUGUAUCAGAAGACCUUGA